This is a messenger RNA of Boleophthalmus pectinirostris (great blue-spotted mudskipper), 3009 nucleotides long. RefSeq names its product potassium voltage-gated channel, Shab-related subfamily, member 1 (gene kcnb1). Lineage: Eukaryota; Metazoa; Chordata; Actinopteri; Gobiiformes; Gobiidae. The coding region runs from base 19 to 2478 and encodes 819 amino acids. Gene Ontology annotation, molecular function: protein binding; delayed rectifier potassium channel activity. Gene Ontology annotation, cellular component: membrane; voltage-gated potassium channel complex. Gene Ontology annotation, biological process: protein homooligomerization; potassium ion transmembrane transport. The record is from RefSeq and is a predicted model, not a curated record. The transcript is spliced from 2 exons.
CCUCAGAAGAGAGUGUACAUGGAGAAGACCACCAUGGCUGAGCUGAACAAAGCCGGCUCCCGCUCCACCACCUCCCUGCCCCCGGAGCCCGUCGACAUCCUGCGCAGCAAGUCAUGCUUCCGGCGGGUGCGUCUCAAUGUGGGGGGCCUGCCACACGAGGUGCUAUGGAGGACCCUGGACCGCCUGCCCCGAACGAGACUGGGUAAACUACGAGACUGCAACACCCAUGAGACCCUGAUGGAGGUGUGUGAUGAUUACAACCUCGAAGAGAACGAGUAUUUCUUCGACCGUCACCCCGGGGCGUUCACUUCCAUCCUCAACUUCUACAGGACGGGGAAGCUGCACAUGAUGGAGGAGAUGUGUGCUCUGUCCUUCAGUCAGGAGCUGGACUACUGGGGCAUUGAUGAGAUCUACCUGGAGUCGUGUUGCCAGGCAAGGUACCACCAGAAGAAGGAACAGAUGAAUGAGGAGCUGAAGAGGGAAGCAGACAACAUGAAGGACAGAGAGGGAGAGGAGUUUGAUAACACGUGCUGCGCCGAGAAACGCAAAAAGCUGUGGGAUCUGCUUGAGAAGCCCAGCUCAUCUGUGGCAGCCAAGAUUCUGGCAAUCAUCUCCAUCCUCUUCAUCGUUCUCUCCACCAUCGCCUUAUCACUGAACACCCUCCCUGAGCUCCAAGACACAGACGAGUACGGCCAGUCCACAGACAACCCCCAGCUGGCCCACAUCGAGGCAGUGUGCAUCGCCUGGUUCACCAUGGAAUACCUUCUCCGCUUCCUGUCCUCCCCAAACAAAUGGAAAUUCUUCAAAGGCCCUUUAAAUGUCAUUGACCUGCUGGCUAUCCUCCCCUACUACGUCACCAUAUUCCUAACAGAAUCCAAUAAAAGUGUCUUGCAAUUCCAAAAUGUCCGCCGCGUUGUGCAGAUUUUCCGGAUCAUGCGAAUCUUGCGAAUCUUGAAGUUGGCUCGCCACUCCACCGGUCUACAGUCUUUGGGGUUUACUCUCAGAAGAAGCUACAAUGAGCUUGGUCUACUUAUUCUUUUUCUGGCUAUGGGGAUAAUGAUCUUUUCUAGCUUGGUGUUUUUUGCAGAGAAAGAUGAAGAAGACACAAAGUUCAAAAGCAUUCCAGCUUCAUUCUGGUGGGCGACGAUCACCAUGACAACUGUUGGCUAUGGAGACAUCUAUCCAAAGACUCUGCUUGGGAAAAUAGUUGGAGGAUUAUGUUGUAUAGCUGGAGUAUUGGUCAUUGCCCUACCUAUCCCAAUCAUUGUAAAUAACUUCUCAGAGUUUUACAAGGAGCAGAAGAGGCAGGAGAAAGCACUUAAACGAAGGGAGGCACUGGAAAGGGCGAAACGUAAUGGUAGCAUUGUGUCCAUGAAUCUAAAGGAGGCGUUUGCCCGUAGCGCAGAGUUGAUGGACGUCGUAGUGGAGAAAAGUGAAAGACCACAUGACAACCAUCUCUCACCGAGUAAGUGGAAGUGGACCCCCAAGAGACAGCCCUCAGAAACAAGCUCAAAUCGGUCAUUUAACGCUCAAGAGAUGGGUUCUCCAAGCAAGUCCAGGAGUCCCCAAAGAAUCAAUGUGCAGAAGUUGGAGGAGAUGUAUAACCAGAUGGCCAAAACGCAAUCACAGCCCAAUCUGAACGCUAAAGGGUCCCGGGUGGGCAAGCACAGAGAUGAGAUCGAGCUAGACCCAAUUCAAGACCAUGGUGCAGUGGUUCUAGGUGGAAUUGGGGAUAUGAAAAGCUUGUCUAGCAUUGACAGUUACAUCAGUUGUGCCACAGACUUUCAGGAAAAUACACGUUUCUCACAUGGUCCCACAAUAGACUUGGGUACUCAGGAGACAAACCUUUUCUCGCACAGUCCUGUCAUAGCACUGCCCAGUCAGGCUAGCAUCACAGCUGGUCAAAAGCACACAUCAGAGUCCAUACUCACGCCAGUUUCAGUCACAAAACCAACAUGUUCAGAAACUGCCAAGAAAUUGUUCUUUUCUGGAAACUCCUCAAAGGUUCUUGUGUCUAAAGGGAGUAGCCGCAGUGAUGGGGAGUCUGGACCCUCCCCUCUUUCGGAUUCGUCCGUUCUGUCAGACUCUUUGUUGAGCCCAGAAGUUUCAGUCUACACCACCGCCAGCAGCAGGACCCCGCCCAAGUCCCCUGAAUGCGCUUCACUUGGGCCCACAGUUUUCACUUUCCAUGACUCAUCCAUCAGUAAGUACAUUGAUGCGGACACAGAUGACGAUGAACAUCACAGGGAUGUUUCGGACACAAGCCCAUCAGAAAGGCUGCUUUCAAGAUCUAGUCCCAAGUGCAACAUAAGCAGGAACUACCAGAGGGGCACCAACCAUUUUGAGACAGCACAAAAAAUGCUGGGGCAAAACUGUUUGUUCCCAUUGGGUAUUCACGAGAACCACGUUGGACCUGAGAUGGGACGUGGACGAAAGGGGGACAGAGGGCGGCAAAAUACUUUAGACAAAAAUCUUUGAGGUUCAUUGGUAGAUAAAAAAAAACUCAUAAUGGAUGAGAAUUGUGGCUAAAAACAAAGCCUACAUUACCUGAACACACCACCAGGGGGUUUAGGUUAGAAAAAGAGUGGUGCGGUGGAUACUCUGGGAACACCUUUAAAUUUUAGAAUGUCACUGCCCCGUCUUCAGUUCAUUCCUAAUACUUUUACUUUUUGGAAAACUUCAGAGCCCUCCUGGUAGCCAAAUGAUGUGAUCUGAGAUUCCUUUGGGAAUUAUUUUCACAGCUAUGAAUUUUCUGUGCUGAAUGUGGAGUCUCUGUCUCGAAAAGGGAAAAAAAAAUCCAACUGCCCCCUGUCCCAAGUCACAUUUUGUAGUGGAAAUACAGGAGAGGACCUAUAAGCCUAUAAGCUACUAACUUGUGCCCACCAUUCCCAAUCCUGGCCUUAGUCAUCGACGUUUGUAGGGCGUGUGCAUGUCCUCGAGUGUGCAUGGCAGUGUGAAUGGAUACAGUGAAUACACUGUUGAGAUUGUCUUAGCUGAUUUAUUUUUAUA